Messenger RNA from Acanthocheilonema viteae, 1023 nucleotides. The record is from the annotation of a GenBank genome assembly. NCBI's taxonomy places the organism in Eukaryota, Metazoa, Nematoda, Chromadorea, Rhabditida, Onchocercidae.
AUGACCCAAAAAAUGGCUUCAGAUCGAAAAACAGAUGUGAAAAGUGAAUUAGAAAGUAUCGGACGAUGUUUGGAAGGUGAAGAACUGGUGAAAGCGUUAAUGGAACGAGUUGUGGCAACCGAAGAAGAGAAGACUACUUUAGCAAGCAAGGUUGAAGAACUGUCGAAGAUGCAGAAAAUGUCUACUGGUCUAAGGAAACAAAAUGAAUUGUUAACCAAGAAAGUGGAAACAGUUGAAGGAGUGUUGAUGAAGACCGAACUAGCAAAAUCAAAGUUGGAAAAUUUAUGUCGAGAAAUGCAAAGGGCACAACGGAAAGCUCAUGAGGAACACGUAGAGAGAUUGCGUGAGUUGGAAAGAAAUCGUAAAGAUAUGAUCGAACAGUUCAAAGAAUCACUGGCCGGAAUUCAGAAAUCUAUGGAGUCGGGACGAGAAACAUCUGAAAAACUGACAAACGACAACGCAGUGCUGUCGGAGAAAUUGAAAAUUUUGGCACAAGAAUAUGAAAGCAGAGUUGCUGAGCUCUCAAAGCAAUUUGCCGAAAAGACAGAGUACUAUGAGAAGCUGACAGCGGCUCGUGAUAUGGAAGUGGAAUUAUAUAAAACAAAGCUUCAGGCUGCUGCAUUGGAUACGCAGAAAUGCACACAAGAGAAACUACAGUUACAGAGCGAGCUAUUAGCUCGUGAGCAGAAAGUAAAGGAAGUUCUCGAAGGAGAGAAGGUAAUGCGUGAACAGAUCGAUAAAUACACGAAGAAAUAUAAUGAAUUGCAUUUAAGCCUCAAUAAUUCAAAUGAAACGUUUGAUAAAUUCCGGCGUGAAAUGGAGCGCAUGAAUGCAAACGUCAUUAAAGUAGAGAAGGAUGCACGGAAAUGGAAAAUGAAAUAUGAUGAGACUGCCCAAGCUUUGGCAGCUGCAACUUUGAAAGUUAAAGAAUGUGAAGAUUUAUGCGCGUUAAAAGAACGACAGCUGCAACAAAUGCAAAAUUUGUGUCGCACUUUAAAAUCUCAAAUUCCUAACAACCAGUGA